Molecule: messenger RNA, 1385 nt
Organism: Mytilus californianus (California mussel)
Lineage: Eukaryota; Metazoa; Mollusca; Bivalvia; Mytilida; Mytilidae
Exons: 5
Coding region: 198-1307 (369 amino acids)
Source: RefSeq, a predicted model, not a curated record
UUUCCGCUUGUGAUUUCCAUUUUGAAUGAUGUAGCGUUCUUUACAAUACAGCCCGAGGCCAGUGUACAUGUAUUAAAAUAUGAUUCAUUUGAACCGAGGAAGGCCUACGUACGUAACACCACACUUCACUUACCAACCAAAUAAAUCAGUGAUAACACAAUGAAAACAGGAAUAAAGUUAAAAACAGAAAAAUCACAAUGAACUGUCCGGAUAACCAUUGUUGUAAAGGUGGAUGCUAUCAAUAUUGUAGGAAGGGGGUAUGUACAGGAAAUGAAAGGUAUAAUUCUAAUUGUGGAUUUCCCUUGAGAAAUGUGGACUGUAUAGAUGACGUUCAUUAUUCUAUGCCAUCUUGCGAACAUAAUGGUGCCGAAAUCGACCAAAAUGGAAUACUCUUCGUCAGACCCGGAUGUAAAGCUACUUUCAAAAUAUGUUCUGGCCCAGCUUAUCAGCCAAGAGAUUUCCCAGCUGUCCCAAAUUUUUGGGAACCUUUUCCCGUGUCUAAAAGCACACUUGCUCCACCGACUUCCACUUUUAACAAUUCAAUAAAUAAUAAAGGCCAUAUAAUUAAACCAGCCAACAAUCAUACUAGUAAAGCAACACAGGAGAACAGUCAAAAUACUGGGAAUUCACUCCACACAAAACCCACAAUCGAUAUGUCUGACAAUGGAGUUGUUAUGGAGGACUUAGUUAUAGGUAUUGGUAUUGGAGCAGUGUUUGCUGUUAUCAUCGUACUUGUAGUUAUAUUAUGCUGGAAAUAUUAUCUAAAAAGACAGAAAAGGAAUAUGGCCGAAAGUAAUCAAGAAGUAGCGAUACCAGUAUCUAAUCAGACAGACAACCCAUUAUAUUCUAUAGACGUGCCAAAUGCAAUCGAUAGGAGUAGUUCUCGAAGUGAUCAUCGUUAUGAUGAAAUUUUGUCAAGUCCAGAACCUGAUGCUCUAUCCAGGACAUUUAGUGAACCAAAAUAUGAAAGUAUUAAAUCAAGAAACUUUUACAACGGAAACAAUACGCCUGGUAACAGACGAGUAUCUGAUCAGAGUAGCUUGUAUCAGACAUUUGCAGACACUGCUUCCACUAAACGGAAGGUCGAACAAGCAGGAAGUGACAUUGUUUACAACACAUAUUUUCGAGAUAGUGCUAUAAGUAACACGAUGUCAACGUCUUCGUCCCACAAGUAUUUUAUUUUAGAUCCAGACGAACUUACACAACCAGACACACAUGUUCCACAAAUGAAGGAAAUAAAAGAAAACGACGAAGUUUCGAAACCUGAUGAGACAUAUUUUGUACUGGAGAAAACAUCUGAACAAUAAAAUGUUAAAUAUCAUAGCUUACAAUGUAGUUAAUAUUAUCUCUUCCAGAUUGAUAAAAUAAAAUAAAACGCCUCUCUA